UCGUCGCGUCGAACAGAAUACCAACUAAACACAAGCCAAACCGAAACAGCCUUCCGCCGGAUUGGAAACUACCAGAUGCUACCGGCGCUACUAAUCCAGCGUUUCCCACCGUAGGAAUCUCUGAUUAGCGCCUCAAUUAACGAUCCGUGUCUUGUUGCACAAUUAUAUAGCCACCAUUUGACAAGAUAGGGGAGGUGGAGCAGCCAAGAACGCAAGGAGGGGGAAGGGAAGGGAGAGAGAGGAAAAGAUUAGGAAAGGGAGGGGAUAAACUGAGGGAAGCCAAGAAGAACACAAGAAGAAUCAAUCGGCCGGAUUGCACCCGACUUCCUGGGCGAUUUUUUUUCUUCUAGCGAUCCGAUCGAAGCAGUCCAAUCGCUGUGAAGACCCGAUUCCGUUCGGCGGCAGCCAUGAGGUUGAUUUCUCUGUUUGGUCUGUCAGGACAGUGAUGGGCAUGGUUCAUCCCAGGUUCCUGGUUGCUUGCUCAGGGUCGAAGCUGUGCUUCAUCUCCAGUUGCUGCAGUAGCCGCGCAAAGAUGAUGAUAUCUUUUCUUCGGAGGCGGCCAGAGUGUAGUUGUACCCUUCCUAUAUUGAUUGAGUUCAGUAGAUAAUUCUUGGACAUCAGUUGGUAUUCUGGGGGACUGAAAUACGGAUUCUGCAGGACAUCAAAAGGACUUGAAUAACUAAAUUUUAGGUGGUAUUCCAAACUAGGUUGCGAUGGGUUUACCCCAACCUUCAACAGUCAAGGAUGAUGCGCCAACAACAUUGCGCACCUCUAUUUCUUGCCCUCCACAUUUUGGAGGUGUUAGUGCCUGUGAUUUGGAUGGGCUUCCUUCAGGAAGCUCUAGCAGCAGGGUGCUUUCGUACCCAUUGAUAGGUGAUUUUAAUAGAAAGACCACAUUAGAUGGUCCGAAUGAAUCAAAUGGGUAUUCUAAAGACAGUCAUGAAUCUGAACAUGCAGGCCUCUGUGGACUAAGUAUUGAUUCAAGAGAUGGAAAUUCUAGAUCUUUUCCUAAAUUGGUGCCUUCUUUCCAUAUGCCAGCAAGGAGGGUUGUGGGCUUUGAUUCUGGUUGUAUUGGAGGUUCUGAUGGAACAGAAACAGAUAUGGUCAAUUCAUCUUUGGUUGACAGCAAUUGCCAUUUGCCAUUUGAUCAACAUGAACUUCAGGCAAGGAAAAGACUGCUCUCUCCGUUGAAAAAUGUGCUCCCUAAACAGUUCAAUGGUGAUAUGCUCAAUCUUUCUUCUGGCGAUUCUAGAUUAAGGCAUUCUGAUUCAGGCGAUAAACUAUACAGUACUGGCUUCCAAGAUAAUAAAAAAGCCAACACAGGAUGCCUCAAUUCUUUUGAAACACGGGAUACUCCAACCUCUAGGUGCACUCGCUGGAGCCCAGAAUGGGAUGUUACUAGGAGCAAUUCUAAUUCAUUAACUGAUGGUCCUUUACUUGGGAGCAAGGAUUCUAUAUCCUAUUAUGAUCAUCUAGCAGCUAGUGCAAAAUUAGCACAUUCUCCGCUUUCUCUGUCUCCUCUCAGCCCUAAAUAUAUGAACAAAAUUAAGGUGUCAGGAUCCCAAAGAUAUAUAAUGAAUGAUCUUGAGAAUGACUUCCUAGAUUUAAAGGAAACUGGAGGUUCUGACGGAGCUAGGACGCAGGAGGUAUCAAAAGGAACUAACUUGUUACAUGAUGAACUUGAAGUUAUGACACCUAAAUGGAGUUCAUUGAGAAGAUACAAAAAUUGGGGCCCUGAAUCUUCCCCUACAUCUCCCCGACCAACAUCUCCUCGAAUUGGUUAUGGUCGCAGUUCGUCUUUGCAUGUAAGGAGGUCACUCGUUGGCUCCUUUGAGGAGUCCCUUUUAUCUGGUCGAUACUCAUAUGGAAAAGACAGUCAGACACUUGAUGGUUUCUUAGCUGUUCUAAAUGUCACUGGUGGUAGUUUCUUCCCCACAACUCAGAAACUUCCAUUCUCAGUAACAAGCAUCGAUGACGAUAGCUCCUUAUUGUACUAUUCUUCUAUUGAUCUUGCUGGGAGGUUGUCUUCGAAUAACAGCAAAAGCCCGAAGCUCCAGAGAAGCUACAGUAAUAAUGAUUCACGAUCAGCAAAGAGUCGUUUACGCAUCCCUGUUAAGGGUCGCAUACAACUGGUGGUGAGCAACCCUGAGAAGACUCCACUUCAUACUUUCUUGUGCAACUAUGAUUUGAGUGACAUGCCUUCUGGAACCAAGACUUUCAUGCGGCAAAAGGUCACACUCUCCCCCUCUGUCUUACCCUCUAAUCCAGUGGAAGAAGGAAGCAAGACUUGCGAUGUUAAUGUUGGGCCCAAAUCUUCUCAGUCAGUUUCAUGUGGAAGUGAACCUAGUGAACGGGGAACUCUAUGUUCAGAAUGCUGCGGCGGUGGACAGAACUGCAACUCAAAUGACGAAUCAGAAAAAGGAGAUCUGAAAACAAGAUUUAGAUCAUUGGAUAGUGAUUCUGAUGAAUCAAAUAAGGCUAUUUCUCCUGGAAAUAAGAAAGACCGUUCUGAUUCUGAUGGUUGCUGCUGUCAAAUGAAUAAGGUUGGCAUAGGAGAGAAGAAAUCAUGCUGCUUACCUUCUAAGAUCAAUGAUAGUUCAGGUGGAGCUGUGCUUCGCUAUGCUUUGCACCUGCGGUUUCUGUGCCCCUCCAAGAAAUCCUCGAAAUCAAUGCUUCGGUGCAAAUCUGAUCCAUCAUCGGCACCAUACAGCAAUAAUACAGUACCCGAGGAAGAGCGGAGGUUCUAUCUCUACAAUGAUCUUAGAGUUGUAUUUCCUCAAAGGCACUCAGAUGCAGAUGAAGGCGAGCUGCGAGUGGAGCAUGACUUCCCCGCCGAUCCCAAGUACUUUGACAUAAGCAACUGAUGGUCCCUCUGCUCCCAUCCCAUCUCAUGUACUAUAGCUUGCGCUGCUGCUGCUGCUGCUGCGCACAAAAAGAAUCUGUAAAUAUUUUACCAUGACUAACUUGGUCAUCAGCCAUUUCAUCUUUUCGCCAGCAAAAAUGUACAGGUUAAUGUUCCAAUAAAAUGCAUAAUUUGGUUCUCCUUGAUGUUCU
Molecule: messenger RNA, 3054 nt
Organism: Sorghum bicolor (sorghum)
Lineage: Eukaryota; Viridiplantae; Streptophyta; Magnoliopsida; Poales; Poaceae
Exons: 7
Coding region: 714-2864 (716 amino acids)
Source: RefSeq, a predicted model, not a curated record